Messenger RNA from Perca fluviatilis (European perch), 4727 nucleotides. RefSeq lists its product as uncharacterized. Lineage: Eukaryota; Metazoa; Chordata; Actinopteri; Perciformes; Percidae. The transcript is spliced from 4 exons. Gene Ontology annotation, molecular function: RNA-DNA hybrid ribonuclease activity; aspartic-type endopeptidase activity; nucleic acid binding. Gene Ontology annotation, biological process: DNA integration; proteolysis. The record is from RefSeq and is a predicted model, not a curated record.
CAUGACACGCGCUCAAGACAACCAAGACACAGAGGAAUCUGGCCUUAAAGAGCUUCAGGCUCAACUGCUCAAAAUGCAAUUAGCUGAGGCUAGGCAAAAGAUUAAUGAGGGAAAGAAAGACAAGGACAAAAAAGGCAGACAUGUCAUGGCUUUAACUGCAGGGCCCCCCACUCCUGACCUUUUCCCCAUUCCUGACUGGAUCCCAGCCCCUCCACACACACAACCACAAUCCUAUGCCCAACCCCCACCCUAUAGGCGGGGUCCUCCCCAAUGGCAACAAAAUAGUGGGAGGGGAUAUGGGAGAGGAGGAGGGAGACCAGGGAGGGGGCGGGGCGGCCCGCCCCGAGGGGGAACUCCAGGGGCCUGCUUUGCCUGUGGUCAGAUGGGACACUGGUCUAGGGAGUGUCCGCUAAAUGGGGGUCAGUCACCAAGGGGGAAGGGGUUACCAGCAAAGGGGUCCAUACCAGCCACCGCAGGGACCACCGACAGGUCCACCCCAAGCGCAACUGCAGAUGGCUGAAUGGAACUGGACUGGCUGGGAACCAGGCCAGCAGUUGCCACAAUGACACUCCCCAGCAGAGCAACAGGACCCAGGGACCACGGCAGAUCCCAUGGUGUCCAUGAGAGUAGAAGGAACUGUUCAGCCCUUCUUAGUUGACACAGGAGCUACUUGCUCAACAAUCAGACAUUGUCCAUCACAACACAUUUCACCAAGUCACAUUACGGUGAUGGGUUUCUCUGGGGAAAAGCAAAAACUGCCAAUAACAAAACCACUGCAUACAGCUAUAGGGAACCAAUGCGUCCUCCAUCCAUAUGUUGUUUCUCCCACGGUUCCUAUGAACCUCCUUGGCAGAGAUCUCCUCAUAAAACUGGGCGUGUCUAUCCUGUGUUGUGCUGAUGGAAUAUUACUGACUUUCCCUGACGGCCGUCAAAUGACCUGUUCUGAAGGAAACCAGGGCCACGGACAAUACAUCCUUUCCCCCACCUCUGACUCCUACGCUGACAUUUACUGGGCUAUGUUGUCUCCAGAAGGCCCGGGCUCCGGGGGUAUCCUGAAACAGUUCUUCCUCUGGAAGCCCUGGAUCUCGCAAGUUGCACCCUUUGUCCCUCCCCCAGAUCCCCCACAUGUCACCCUAAAUUAUGAUGUCCACUCUGAUCUCUGUUAUCAAGACGCUUUUGACACGAUAGCGGACACCAGAUGGGACAUCCACUCUCAAAACAUCUUUGUGGGACCUGAAGGCGUAGCCGCCGCGGUCCAGCUAACCCCUGAUCAGUUGCCAUGGUUUGUUAUGACUGAGGAAUCUGCCCCACAUGUUUCACUCGCCCUGCACCCAGGGUAUGAGGCUAAAUCCCUAGGCCCGAUGGUCAAGACAGCCCUGACUGCCACCGACUGGACACUCACUCCUCUCCCCAAGGUUCAAUACUCUCCCUCCACCAAAACCUUCCGCAUUCUCUGUGAGGGUCGAGACACAGCUUUUCUCCAACAUGACUUAAUUGCUAGGCACCAUGGUAGGGAAAGGACUGACCAUCAAGAUGCUAAAGCCAUGUUAGAUGGUCUUCCCACCACUCUCUGGUCACAAACACCGACUGAUGUAGGUUUAGUGCAUUGUGCCCCGCUGACCUUUCACCUUAGGCCAUCUCCGCCUGUAUGGAUACCACAAUACUCAUGCUCUAGGGAAAAGCAGCUAGGCAUUUCAGAUACAGUCACAGGAUUGAUUGAGGCAGGGGUGUUAGAACCCUCUCGUUCCCAGUGGAACACACCUAUCCUCCCAGUUUUGAAAGCAGAAACAGGUAAAUAUAGGAUGGUUCAUGACCUGCGCGCCAUAAAUUAUCUCAUUGUAGACACCACUCUCACUGUACCUAACCCACAUGUUGCUCUCGCUGACAUAGGACCACAACACCACUGGUACACAGUUUUAGACCUCUCAAAUGCAUUUUUCUGCCUCCCUCUGGCCGAACAUCUGCGAGAUAUUUUCUCAUUCACAUACAUGGGUCGCCCCAUGCGAUACACACGCCUACCACAAGGGUUUAACCUCUCCCCAGGCCUGUUUAACAAAGUUCUGAAAAACUCACUGACAGAUUGUACCCUACCACCUGACACCGUUCUGGUACAAUAUGUAGAUGAUCUUCUGAUAGCUGCACCCACCGCAAUUGCCUGUCUGCAGGCUACCAAAGAUGUUUUGACCACCCUGGCUAGGGAGGGUUAUAAAGUAAGCAGGAAGAAAAUACAAGUCUGUAGAAGAGAAGUUACCUUUCUGGGCAGAAUCCUUUCAGGCAGUGGUGUAGGUGUUUCCCCUGCACACAGAUCAGUUAUUUUGGCCCACCCGAAACCAUGUACUGUGAAAGACAUGUUGUCAUUUUUGGGCUUGACAGGCUACAGCAAAUCCUAUGUUCCAGGCUAUGUCGACCUUACAGAUCCCCUCCGGGCUAUGGUACGCCAACAGGGCAUGCGCAAUUUGUCCUCAGCCUUAGACUGGACAUUUGAAGGCAAUGAGGCAUUCAUUAAACUUAAACAAUCCCUUGCUGCAGCAGCAAAUCUGGCCUGCCCAAACUCCCUGCCCUUCCACUUGGAUGUUUCUGAAACAAAACAAGCAACUAAUGGGGUUUUGUUUCAGAAAAAGGGGGUGACAGAGUAGUGUUGAACUACAUGAGCAUCCCAUUUGAACAAAUUGAAAAAGCCCGCCUGCACACAACAUGCUGCAGGGGUGGCAAAAUGCAUUCAGAAAUCAUCACACAUAGUUAUGGGACACCCCCUGAUAGUGUUGACCUCCCACAGCAUAGUGUCCUUUGUUAACUCAGCCAUGUUUUCACUCACACCAACCAGACAAAGGCAAAUCAGCAAAGUUUUGCAGGCCCCAAACCUGACCUUUACACAUGAAGGCAUUAACAUGGCAGACCAGAUGGGGGAGGGGGAACCACAUGAGUGUGAGGACAGGACAAGAAAAGUGGAAAACGUCAGACCACUAGGGGAAGGAAGAGUGCUAUUCACAGAUGGGUGUUGUUUUAGACAUGAGACUGAGGGACUGAAAGCAGCAUAUGCAGUGGUUGAAGACACAGGAGGGGAAGUGGUAACAUUAGAAGCAGAAAAGAUGCAAGGUGCGCAGUCAGCACAGAAAGCAGAAGUGGAAGCACUCAUCAGAGCCUUAGAGCUAGGAAAAAAUCAAGCUGUAACUGUAUACUCUGACUCAGCCUAUGCAACAGGAGCAGCUCACCUCGAAUUACCACAGUGGCAGAGAGCAGGGUUUUUGACAGCAGGAGGAAAACCUAUUAAACAUGAGGAAGAAAUGAAAAGAUUAGCAAAAGCUAUUCUCCUACCAGCCAAGGUAGCUAUAGUCAAAUGUAAGGGCCACAGCAAUACUCAAGAUAGAGUGAGUAAGGGAAAUGAAGCAGCAGACAGCGCCGCAAAAACCGCAGCAGGAUAUUUGGCACACCAUCUAAUGAUGACUGCAGACCUAGAAACCAGGGCCGAGCUUAGCAAAGAAACAAUCAUUGAGUUACAAGCACGAGCUUCCCCCCAAGAAAAAACAGUUUGGAAAAGCAGGGGAGCUAUACAAAGUGAGGGGUUGUGGCGGGGCCCGGAUGGUAGACCUAUUCUGCCACCAGGGGUACGGAGACGUGAAACCCAGACGGGGGACAGUACCCCCCUUGAGACAGUGGCAGGGAAAGAGAUUGUGAUUGACUACACUGACAUGACGAACAGGGUGACCGCAGCACACCCAAACGCAGAAACCAAAACUCCUCCAGACGCUGAGUGGGUGCUCCUGAAAGCAAUUAAGAGGAAGUGGUCUGAACCUCGCUGGCAGGGGCCCUUCAGAGUGACGGCGAGAACAUCCCACGCAGUACAGCUCGAGGCGAAAAAGGUAAACAGUGUUCCAGAUGCCCCAUUCAAAGAUAUUUGUAUAGACUAUACAGACAUGGGGGCAGAUAACAUGGUAAGGGGAUACAGAUACAUUUUGGUUAUGGUAGACCGUUACACCAAAUGGAUUAAAGCUAUCCCAUGUAAGAAAGAGGAUGCAAACUCAGUGGUAAAAUGGGUAAAAAACGAACUGAUACCCAGAUAUGGGGUCCCCAGAUGCAUAAGAUCAGAUAAUGGAUCCCACUUCACCAGCCAAAAGUUGAGUGAAGUGGAAAAGUAUUUUGGCAUUGUGCACAAGUUUGGAUCAGUGUAUCACCCCCCCUCACAAGGUCUGGUGGAGAGGGCUAACCAAACUUUGAAAAGAAAAAUUGCCAAAGCUUGUCAUAACACCAAAAUGAAUUGGGUAGAUGCACUGCCUCUGGCACUGAUGUCUAUGAGAUCUUCACAGAGUAAUAAAACUCACCUGUCACCUCACGAGUUACUGACAGGCAGACCAAUGCCAGGGCCGCCCAGAGAGGGCGGUAUAGGCCCAGUAUUGGAUCUGUGGCAGAUAGAAGCAGACGAUUAUAUGAGGGCUCUCACUAAUCUCACUCGAGUAUUGUCUUCACAGGUCCAAGCUGCAACGGAAGCACCGCAGAGCGAAACAGAGACUCCUGUAAAGCCUGGCGAUUGGGUGAGGUUGAGAGUUCACAAACGGAAGUGGACAGAACCAAGGUGGACAGGACCAUGGGAAGUGAUUGAAAGCUCAACCCACGCCCUGAAAGUUAGAGGUAAAACAGGAGCUAAUUGGCACCACCUAACACACUGUGCACCCGCCCAGGCGCCCUCCCGAACACUAGAGGAGGUUAGGACUGAUUUGACCACGCUGUGA